This is a messenger RNA of Tympanuchus pallidicinctus (lesser prairie-chicken), 2567 nucleotides long. RefSeq names its product speckle type BTB/POZ protein (gene SPOP). The transcript has 11 exons. Gene Ontology annotation, biological process: regulation of proteolysis; proteasome-mediated ubiquitin-dependent protein catabolic process. Gene Ontology annotation, molecular function: ubiquitin protein ligase binding. The record is from RefSeq and is a predicted model, not a curated record. Gene Ontology annotation, cellular component: nucleus; cytoplasm. Lineage: Eukaryota; Metazoa; Chordata; Aves; Galliformes; Phasianidae. Bases 535 to 1659 code for a protein of 374 amino acids.
GGGAAGAAGCUAAAGGAAUCGGGUGAGGACUGGAAAUCGCCACAGGGACGGGGGGGAGGUAGUGCCGUCCCCUCGCCGCUUACUUCCGAGAGGUUGCGGCGGCCCUGCGGUACUACUGAGAAGUGAGGGACCAACCCAGAUCUACCACCCCCCCACCCCGCUUCUCCGCCGGCAGUUUAAAUGGCGCUGCGACAGGAGUGGCUCCUUGCCAAAUAGUGAGGUCGGCGCCUGCGCAGUGCGCUUCUGCGGGGACCUGCGGAAUACUGAGCCACAACGAGCGCGUGGGACUAAUCGGAGGAGGAAGACAUGCUGCCAAAUAGUGAGCUCCAGCUGCUGGUGUUCUCCUAGGGGGGCCGGCUGCGGAGCGGGGGGCAGAGUUCGGGUGUCGCCAUCCCCACGCGCCGCAACUGCCGGGGCCGGGCUGCUCUGCCUUCCCCCUGCCGCCCUGAGGGGCUUCUCGGGCUGGGAGUGUGAAGAUCUAGCAUAACUUUCUUCCCCUGAGUUGUGACGUUCUGUUUAAUCUUCAAACUGGCGAUGUCAAGGGUGCCAAGUCCUCCUCCUCCGGCAGAAAUGUCGAGUGGACCCGUGGCAGAAAGCUGGUGCUACACUCAGAUUAAAGUGGUGAAGUUUUCCUACAUGUGGACCAUAAACAACUUCAGCUUCUGCCGAGAGGAGAUGGGUGAGGUGAUCAAAAGCUCAACUUUUUCAUCUGGAGCCAAUGAUAAACUCAAAUGGUGUUUACGUGUGAACCCUAAAGGCUUGGACGAGGAGAGUAAAGAUUAUCUAUCCCUCUAUUUGUUGUUGGUGAGCUGUCCAAAAAGUGAAGUUCGAGCAAAGUUCAAAUUCUCCAUCCUGAAUGCUAAAGGAGAAGAAACAAAAGCAAUGGAGAGCCAGCGAGCGUAUCGAUUUGUGCAAGGCAAGGACUGGGGAUUCAAAAAAUUUAUCAGGAGAGACUUUCUUCUAGAUGAAGCCAAUGGACUUCUUCCUGAUGACAAACUCACUCUAUUCUGUGAGGUGAGUGUGGUACAGGACUCUGUAAAUAUCUCUGGCCAGAACACUAUGAACAUGGUGAAGGUGCCGGAGUGCCGCCUGGCAGAUGAGCUGGGAGGACUCUGGGAGAACUCCCGCUUCACAGAUUGCUGCCUGUGUGUUGCAGGCCAGGAGUUCCAGGCUCAUAAAGCCAUCCUAGCAGCACGUUCCCCGGUUUUCAGUGCCAUGUUUGAGCAUGAGAUGGAAGAGAGCAAAAAGAAUCGGGUUGAAAUCAAUGAUGUGGAACCUGAAGUUUUUAAGGAAAUGAUGUGCUUUAUUUACACGGGGAAGGCACCAAAUCUUGACAAAAUGGCUGAUGACUUGCUGGCAGCUGCUGACAAGUAUGCUCUGGAACGUCUGAAGGUGAUGUGUGAGGAUGCACUGUGCAGUAACCUGUCUGUGGAAAAUGCAGCUGAGAUCCUCAUUCUGGCUGACCUACAUAGUGCUGACCAACUGAAAACUCAAGCAGUGGACUUCAUUAAUUAUCAUGCUUCUGAUGUCAUGGAGACAUCGGGCUGGAAGUCGAUGGUAGUGUCACACCCUCACUUGGUGGCUGAGGCGUAUCGCUCUCUGGCCUCUGCACAGUGUCCCUUCCUGGGACCUCCACGUAAGCGACUGAAGCAAUCCUAAAGUCCCGUCUCUGGCAACACCACGUGUUUUUCUGGAAGCAGCAUCAGCUGUUGCUGCUCAAACCUUGACCACCAGGUAGACAGCGAAAUCUGUGGAGCUUAUACUCUGUUGUUGGGGGGAAGAGACUGCUUCGUGACACCCAGACUUUUUAAAACAGCACCAAGUAACUUGGGGAGAGGGGGGAGGGUGGGCCUGGGGCUCUGGGGCUGUUCAACCUAAUGAAUCCCUGUCGCUGCAUCGUCUGUGUGUUCCCUUCAACUUGGCUGAGUCAAUUAAGUACAGGGUUCGGUUUAGGUGCCGAUCCGUGUCAGAAUAAACCCAGCAGUGGUACUGGGGAAAACAACAUCUGCGUCUGGCAGCACAGAACAAACCAUCAGAUGCCUGGAGCAAGAGGACAUUUUAGUUUUGGAGAGAGCGUUGCGAAGUUAAAAAGGAUUUCCAGUGAGGUUCUGGAAAGGAAGUACCUGAUGGGAGCUCCAGUAGUAUUUAUAUCAAAAAAGAGAAUUUAAGUCCUUCCAGCUGAGCUAAAAACUGGACGUUUGUGUAACUCCUUAUUGCCAUCCAGCAACAAGAAGAUCAGUUUCUCUGUUAGUAGCACUUGUAUGUUAAUUGCAAAAAAAAAAAAAAAAGAAAAAAAAAAAGAAAAACACCUUUUAUAAAGUGACAGGUUGAAGUGAAAGGGGACUGAGAGACUGUUCUGGAGGAUGUGAAUAGACUGAAGGCAGCCUUUGGCAAGUCUGUAUUGGUUUUGAAAGGACUAGAAUAUCCUUGAUUUGGAGCGUGCUGUCUGAUAAGAACAACGGUUACUGUUUUUAGAUAUUGUGGAAAAUGUUUUUUGGCAUUUUUCCCUGCUUUAUUUCCCUCCUUCCCUCUUUUUUAAGAAAAAGAAGAAAUUUUAUUGUUCACGA